Molecule: messenger RNA, 1205 nt
Organism: Xenopus laevis (African clawed frog)
Lineage: Eukaryota; Metazoa; Chordata; Amphibia; Anura; Pipidae
Gene: egfl8.S
Product: EGF like domain multiple 8 S homeolog
Exons: 9
Coding region: 233-1075 (280 amino acids)
Source: RefSeq, a predicted model, not a curated record
CGAUUGUGCUGAAGGGUGUGUUCUCCCCUCCCUUUCAGUUAUUGCCUCUGUGUUCUGUGCAUGAGACUCUGUCUAUGAGGGGAUAAACUCAUCUGAUUCGAAAGAGCACCCCUUCUUUGAAGAAGCAACCCCUCUAGCCAAGUUGUUUCACAGAAUAUCUGCCUUUAUGUUUAUGUUGGUUCAUUAAAAGGCAUUUCAUCCGAUCCAACAAUAUUCCACUGGGACACUGACAAUGUUUCCUUGGGCACUGAUUUUCUUCAUAGUGGGAGUGGCAACACAAGCACAAGCAUCCAGAGAUAACAAGGGAGUUUGCUCCAGGCAAGUGGAAAAAAUCCCAGUUUUGCACAAUGAGACAUUUAUUCAACCAAAGUAUCAGCCAUUUCUGACCACUUGCCAAGGAUACCGAGCCUGCAGUAAAUACAGGACAAUAUACACAGUAUCUGUUAGGCAAGUGAAGAAGGAACUUCUGAGGGUUAGAACAGUAUGUUGCCUCGGCUGGAGGAAGAAAGAACCAACUUCAGAGGAUUGUGAGGAAGCUUUGUGCCACAAGCCAUGCCAAAAUGGAGGGACCUGCGUCAAGCCUAACAUGUGCCGAUGCCCUGCAGGGUGGGGAGGGCGCUACUGCCAUGUAGAUAUAGAUGAAUGCAGACGCCCCUCUCAGCCUUGCCCUCAGCUGUGCAUUAACACUCGGGGUAGUUUCCUCUGUGAAUGCCAACCAGGAUUUACUCUUGGAGAAGAUGGAAAGUCCUGCACUAGAAAUAAGGCGCCUUCUCAACUUCCUGCUCAACAAGCGGAAGAUGCUUCACACAGGCUUUCCAAUGAAAUCCAAGACCUACGCAACCUUGUUGAAUCCCUAGAACAGCGACUAGACAGCACCCUCUCAGCCGUGCAACGUCUAUUUCCAAUGAAACUGUCAGAAAUCCGCUCAGACCAAGUACAUGAAUUUUGGGAGAGGAUCCAAAGUUUGGACCGAAUGGACUCUUUCAGUGAUCAGCUCAUGUUCAUGGAGGAAAAAAUGGGAGAGUGUUCGUGUCGUAGCAAUGAGAUUGAAAUGGCGGUCAACUUGAAGCGUUAAGCCUUAAAUCAUGUUCUUUUUAUUUAUACCCCCUGACAGCCCCUAUUUAUGACCCCUGUACUCACUAUUUAUGGCCCUUGUUUCUCUUUUAUAACAUAAUGCACACAAAUAAAUAUUAUUUCUACAAAAA